AGAGAAGAAUAACACCUCUGUUGGGUUUGAAGUAAGUUGAAGAUUAACUCAUAAAGAUUGAAUCUUUCUUCAUCAAUCUCCAAAUUAAGAUGUUUGUUUUUCUUUCCAGAGCUUGAAGGUAGACAUGAUUAUCACCGACUAUUGCAUGCCCGGAAUGACCGGCUACGAACUGCUCAAGAAAAUCAAGGGAUCUUCAACUUUUAGAGAAAUCCCAGUUGUGAUAAUGUCGUCGGAGAAUAUAAUAGGUCGAAUCGACAGGUGUUUGGAAGAAGGGGCGGAGGAAUUUAUUGUAAAACCGGUGAAACUCUCGGACGUGAAGAGGUUGAAAGAUUAUAUGUUUGGAGAAGAGUUUAUUAGUAAGGGGGACAAGAGGAAAACGACGUCGUCAAUGGAGGUUCCGUUAAUCACGGAGUCACGGUCGUCGUCGGAGAAUUCGUCGGCUUCCGGUGUCGGCGUCGUUAUCUCUGUAGUCUUGUGGGCCAUUAUCGUUGCUGUCUUUGUUAGAUUCUCAUACGAUGCUAUUGAAAAUGACUAAUAUUUAUUAUAUUCCAAUUUAAUAACUGUAGCCUUUUUUUUAUUUCUUUUUUUAAUAUAAAUGCACGACAAUAUAAAAAAAUUAUCAAAAACAUUGUC
Impatiens glandulifera is the source of this 633-nucleotide messenger RNA. Its product is annotated as two-component response regulator ARR3-like. NCBI's taxonomy places the organism in Eukaryota, Viridiplantae, Streptophyta, Magnoliopsida, Ericales, Balsaminaceae. Bases 125 to 535 code for a protein of 136 amino acids. The transcript is spliced from 3 exons. The record is from RefSeq and is a predicted model, not a curated record. Gene Ontology annotation, biological process: cytokinin-activated signaling pathway; phosphorelay signal transduction system.